AUGGACUCCCUCGUUGGUUAUCCUGUCUCAAAUCCUGUGUUGCUUUCUGCUUUACCUCUUCCUUCUUCAGAUUAUCAGAUUUUUGAAAGUCUUCUUAGCCCUUUCAUGCUGAACAGCACACCGGUGACUCCAGCUGCUUCCCUCCUACCACAAUACUCCAGCGCAGGAAUCCAGAAGGCCAGCCAUCAGAGCAACCCUGCCAGUCUCACAGCCUCUCCCGAAGCUCGGCCUGAACGGACACAACCCCGCCCCACACCUGCAAAACUCGACUGGCUCUCAGAAGGGAGGCGGCGUGGACCUGAGUCCAAGCAGGCCCUUCGCGCCCCCUUUGCUCGGAACAGGGCGAAGCUGGACACGGAGGGUUGUGGAAAAGCACCACUUAACAAUAUAUGGGAAAAGUCUCGGAUUAUAGGGGGUAAAGUUGCUGAUAUUGGCUCCUGGCCAUGGAUUGUUAGCCUCCAGCUUCCAUAUGAGAAAAAGUUUGUUCAUGUAUGUGGAGGUUGUUUAAUAGCUAAAAGGUGGAUUCUCACAGCUGCUCACUGCAUUAAAAUUAGUAGUGAUCCAGACUUAUGGAGAGCUGUAAUUGGAACUAAUAUUCUAUAUCAGAAACAAACCAAAAUGAUGGAAGUUCAGGAAAUCAUUGUCCAUCCUAACUUCAUGUUGGAAAAUUACUUAAAUGAUGUUGCACUUUUUCAUUUAAAAAAAGCAAUGACAUAUAAUGACUACAUACAGCCUAUCUGUCUACCUUUUGGUGUUUUCCAAAACCUGGACCAAAACACUGCAUGUUAUAUAAGUGGCUGGGGAUUAACAAAAGAAAAAGGUAAUACCACAACUGCAUUACAAGAGGCACAAGUUCAUUUCAUUUCUCGAGCUGUUUGUAAUUCUAUGAAUAGUUAUGCAGGAUUAAUUCCUAAUAGUUCGUUUUGUGCAGGUGAUGAAGAUGGAAAGUUUGAUACUUGCAGGGGUGAUAGUGGUGGACCAUUAAUGUGCUACUUGCCAGAACAUGAGCAAUUUUUUGCAAUGGGAAUUACCAGUUAUGGACUUGGAUGUGGUCGAAAAAAUUUUCCUGGUGUGUAUAGUGGGCUGUCCUUCCACAAAAAUUGGUUGCUUCAUCAACUCAACCAGCAAGUAAUUAGCCACUUUAUUGUUACAAUGUGA
Messenger RNA from Sorex araneus (European shrew), 1158 nucleotides. It is a transcript of the gene TMPRSS12, whose product is annotated as transmembrane serine protease 12. The record is from RefSeq and is a predicted model, not a curated record. Gene Ontology annotation, biological process: proteolysis; acrosome reaction. NCBI's taxonomy places the organism in Eukaryota, Metazoa, Chordata, Mammalia, Eulipotyphla, Soricidae. Bases 1 to 1158 code for a protein of 385 amino acids. Gene Ontology annotation, molecular function: serine-type endopeptidase activity. The transcript is spliced from 9 exons.